UUCAUUGCGUCUUGUGAGUGUGUGUGUGUGGGAGACUGUAGACUGAAGUUUUUAAUUGAGAGAGAGAGAGAGAGAGAAUAGGAUAAAAUUAAAAAAAAAUGGUGGGUAUGGAUUGGUUCAAAUGUGUGAUGACAAUGAUGAUGGUGUGGGUUCUCUUUUGUGGUGAAGCGGUUUCAGCAGCUAAGUUCGAGGAGCUUUACCGCUCAAGCUGGGCUAUGGAUCAUUGUGUCAACGAAGGCGAAGUCACUAAGCUCAAGCUUGACAAUUUCUCUGGAGCUGGGUUUGAAUCUAGAAACAAAUACUUGUUUGGUAAAGUCUCUAUCCAGAUUAAGCUCGUCGAGGGUGACUCAGCAGGAACCGUCACUGCUUUCUACAUGUCUUCCGAUGGUCCUAACCACAACGAAUUCGAUUUCGAGUUCUUGGGAAACUCCACUGGUGAGCCUUAUCUAGUCCAGACCAACGUCUAUGUUAAUGGAGUUGGAAACAGAGAACAAAGACUCGGUCUUUGGUUCGAUCCCACCACCGAGUUUCACACUUACUCAAUCCUCUGGAGUAAACGCAGUGUCGUAUUCAUGGUAGAUGAAACUCCAAUUCGAGUCCACAAGAAUCUUGAAGAUAAAGGUAUCCCAUUUGCUAAAGAUCAAGCCAUGGGAGUUUACAGCUCNUUACUUAUCCUCAAAAUCAUUAAUGAUCAAACAAGUGAAAGAAGGCAAUGGAAUAAGGAUUUGUGGGAUAGGUCUAACUCAGANUAA
Camelina sativa (false flax) is the source of this 752-nucleotide messenger RNA. The record is from RefSeq and is a predicted model, not a curated record. NCBI's taxonomy places the organism in Eukaryota, Viridiplantae, Streptophyta, Magnoliopsida, Brassicales, Brassicaceae.